AUGGAAAUAGAUGAAGAGUUUACGGAUGAGGCUCCUCCUCCAUACACAUCCAUCGUAUCUGACACAACAUUAUUAACAUCAGAAACCGACACAAAGUGCCCAAAGCCCAACGAAGCAGUCGAUACCACAGCCGACACCAGACGAAUCCCCGGCGUGGUUCACUACGUAAUCAAGAAUGAAACGCUAUGGGGAAUAGCCAUCUCUUACGGAAUCGAUGUCAACACAAUAAAACUCGCAAACCGUCUCAUGUCCGACGACAUCUACUCUGUCGGCUCGCUCUUCAUCCCGGGCGCAACCGUCUCAAAACGAGCGUUUCCGGACGAGGAAGAGGUCAGACGCUCGCUGGUGAAGCGAUUCCAGCUUAUAUCUAAAUGCACGGAUGUGCAUGAGUCGACGUCGUAUGUCAGUAGGUGUGGGUAUGAUGUGGGGAAAGCGCUGGAGGAGUAUUGGAGUGAUUUGAACUGGGAGGUCAAGCAGGGUGGAGGUUCUGUGAAGCAGGGUGGAAGCUCCAGUGCGGUGUAUGAUUCGAGAGCGGGUGUGACAGGGAGGAGGAGAGAGCCUAUUGGGAGUGGGAAGUGGAAGCGGAUUUCGUAA
Molecule: messenger RNA, 594 nt
Organism: Synchytrium microbalum
Lineage: Eukaryota; Fungi; Chytridiomycota; Chytridiomycetes; Synchytriales; Synchytriaceae
Exons: 3
Coding region: 1-594 (197 amino acids)
Source: RefSeq, a predicted model, not a curated record